This is a messenger RNA of Rhinopithecus roxellana (golden snub-nosed monkey), 1578 nucleotides long. It is a transcript of the gene CD2, whose product is annotated as CD2 molecule. The coding region runs from base 76 to 1131 and encodes 351 amino acids. NCBI's taxonomy places the organism in Eukaryota, Metazoa, Chordata, Mammalia, Primates, Cercopithecidae. Gene Ontology annotation, biological process: cell-cell adhesion; positive regulation of type II interferon production. The transcript is spliced from 5 exons. Gene Ontology annotation, molecular function: signaling receptor binding. Gene Ontology annotation, cellular component: membrane. The record is from RefSeq and is a predicted model, not a curated record.
GUGGACUCCACCAGUCUCACUUCAGUUCCUUUUGCAUGAAGAGCUCAGAAUCAAAAGAGGAAACUAACUCCUAAGAUGAGCCUUCCAUGUAAAAUUGUAACCAGCUUCCUUCUAAUUUUCAACGUUUCUUCCAAAGGUGCAGUCUCCAAAGAGAUUAGGAAUGCUUUGGAAACCUGGGGAGCCCUGGGUCAGGACAUCGACUUGGACAUUCCUAGUUUCCAAAUGAGUGAUGAUAUUGAUGAUAUAAAAUGGGAAAAAACUUCAGACAAGAAAAAGAUUGCACAAUUCAGAAAAGAGAAGGAGACUUUCGAGGAUAAAGAUGCAUAUAAACUAUUUAAAAACGGAACUCUGAAAAUUAAGCAUCUGAAGAUCCAUGAUCAGGAUAGCUACAAGGUAUCGAUAUACGAUACAAAAGGAAAAAAUGUGUUGGAAAAAACAUUUGAUUUGAAGAUUCAAGAGAGGGUCUCAAAACCAAAGAUCUCCUGGACUUGUAUCAACACAACCCUGACCUGUGAAGUAAUGAAUGGAACUGACCCCGAAUUAAACCUGUAUCAAGAUGGGAAACAUCUAAAACUUUCUCAGAGGGUCAUCACACACAAGUGGACCACCAGCCUGAGUGCGAAAUUCAAGUGCACAGCAGGGAACAAAGUCAGCAAGGAAUCCAGGGUGGAGACUGUCAGCUGUCCAGAGAAAGGUCUGGACAUCUAUCUCAUCAUUGGCAUUUGUGGAGGAGGCAGCCUCUUGAUGGUCUUUGUGGCACUGCUCGUUUUCUACAUCACCAAAAGGAAAAAACAGAGGAGUCGGAGAAAUGAUGAGGAGCUGGAGAUAAGAGCCCACAGAGUAGCUACUGAAGAAAGGGCCCGGAAGCCCCACCAAAUUCCAGCGUCAACCCCUCAGAAUCCAGCAGCUUCCCAACAUCCUCCUCCACCACCUGGUCAUCGUUCCCAGGCACCUAGUCAUCGCCCCCUGCCUCCUGCACACCGUGUUCAGCACCAGCCCCAGAAGAGGCCUCCUGCUCCGUCGGGCACACAAGUUCACCAGCAGAAAGGCCCGCCCCUCCCCAGACCUCGAGUUCAGCCAAAACCUCCCCAAGGGGCAGCAGAAAACUCAUUGUCCCCUUCCUCUAAUUAAAAAAGAUAGAAACUGUCUUUUCCGAUUAAAAAGCACUGUGGAUUUCUGCACUCCUGAUAUGCACAUCCGUACUUCCAUCAGGUGUUUUCUACAUGCAGAACAUUGUCACCUCCUGAGGCUGUGGGUCACAGCCACCUCUGCAUCUUCGAACUCAGCCAUGUGGCCAACAUCUGGAGUCUUUGGUCUCCUCAGAGAGCCCCAUCACACCAGUAAGGAGAAGCAAUAUAAGUGUGAUUGUAAGAAUUGUAGAACACCGAGCACAGAAAUCUUAGAGAUCUCUUUUCCCCUCUCAGAUCAUGUGUAGAUGCGAUAAAUCAAGUGAUUGGUGUGCCUGGGUCUCUCUACAAGCAGCCUAUCUGCUUAAGAGACUCUGGAAUUUCUUAUGUGCCCUGGUGGACACUUGCUCACCAUCCUGUGAGUAAAAGUGAAAUAAAAGCUUUGACUAGA